AUGGACCCAAUAUUAACUGAUACGACAUCACCUUCGUUGAUCGAUUAUAUUUGUGAUACCGAUUUAAGUUCUGAGAUCAAUACUAACGCAUUAUUAACACCAUUACCUCAAAGUAAACUUGAAUACAGUGAUUCAGAUACUGAGAAUACUUACACUUUAGUGGAUUUAGAUAAACAGAACAUAAAAGACUUAACAACUUAUGAUCCUACUAUGCCAGCUUUCAUUAAUCAAUUAAUACAGCCGAGCACCAGUUCACUGUUUGACCAACAAGAACUAAAUGUGUCCAAGAAUUUGGAGACCCACGACAGCAUUACCUCUAUUGAUAGCGAAGAUACAUGGAAGCCUGCCUCAUCGUCCAGUGAUUCGGAUGAAGAUAAGUCAGUUCAAACAAUAGAAGAAGAAACAAGUGUUGGUAAAAUAGGAUAUAUGAAAAUAAAACCUUUACCAAAACGACUUUUAGCAAAAAAAAAUCGUAAGGCUGCUGUAGGGAAAUCUAUACAACCAAAGCCUUGUACGAAUAAAAAAUGUGGUAACUCAUAUGCAAAUAAAUUUACGGAAGUGAUCGCAAUAAUAUUUUUGAAAACUAUUGGGGAUUAG
Molecule: messenger RNA, 597 nt
Organism: Parnassius apollo (apollo)
Lineage: Eukaryota; Metazoa; Arthropoda; Insecta; Lepidoptera; Papilionidae
Source: the annotation of a GenBank genome assembly